This is a messenger RNA of Suillus discolor, 1980 nucleotides long. RefSeq lists its product as uncharacterized. The transcript has 2 exons. The coding region runs from base 1 to 1980 and encodes 659 amino acids. Gene Ontology annotation, cellular component: nucleus. Lineage: Eukaryota; Fungi; Basidiomycota; Agaricomycetes; Boletales; Suillaceae. The record is from RefSeq and is a predicted model, not a curated record.
AUGACUGAACCUAGAUCCGACCAAAUUGACGCGACAGCGAGCUCGACCGCUAAACAAACUGGAGAUGAGGAGGGAGAUGAAUGGGUUGAAGAGGACGAAAAUUAUGAUGACGAUGACUACGAUGACGGAGAGGAAGAAGCGGAGGAAAUUGCGCGUCGGUUGAAGGAACAGCUAUGGGCGGACAUUAGCAAAGCGCAGGCAGACCGCGUAAAUGUCACUACGACGGCAUCAACGUCAACUCCUAGUGCACCCCUACAUGAUGGUGCUCCGUCUGCGGUUCCUUCUCCAGAAGAGGCCGCCUUGAAGACGAUGGGGAACGUGCUGAACAUUGCAGGAAAGGAUCCUCUGGUUCACUCAACUCUAGCGUCUGCGGUCGUUCCUGGUGCAGGCAACAGCGUUCUGGAAAUACUCAAUCACACAGUUGCCGCUGGAACAAUUUCCAAAGACCUUGCAAAAUCACUCAGCAUGACCCUCGUAUCUUUGGCUCGCUCCGACGCUCUUUUUGCCGCACUGCGUCACUCUAAUGCGCCUGCACUACAGCUGGAUAAAGGCAAGAGGAAACGCGACGAGACUGAAGAAGAACAGCGGAGGAACGAGCCACGAGCCUUCAAACGGCCAACUUUCGCACAUGGCCAUUUACAGAGCCAGAUAACAGACGCAGUUCGCGUGGUUUCUGAAACUUUAGCCUCCCAUCCACCUUCCAACGGCCCGCCAGAUCCGUCGAUCAUAUCCUCAAUUCAGCUACAGUUACAUCAAAUAUUUCUUUUUGCGGUCACCUCUUCUGCCAGAGGAGGACCUGAGACAAACGCCUUACAGGAGAUCAGUGGACUCAUUCAGGUGGUUGGAGUCCUGAGUGGUAGUCCCAUUGGCCCCACCGCUGUCGCACCGAACGCUCAUAUGCAACCCCCUGACGUAUCAAUGUAUCCUCCCCGUCCAUGGAUACCGCCGGGAACUGGUCCUCAGCCUGUCCCUUUCAGCGACAUUGGUACCGCAGUAUACCCCUGCCUGGUGCCAGGUUGCCGCAAGAUUUUUGCGCGAUUAUUUAACCUACGAGCGCACCAACAAGUACACGCAGUGCACAGGCCAUAUCGCUGUGCUGCAUGUCCUGCCUCGUUUGCCCGAAAUCAUGACCUGAAACGACAUGCCAAACUACACGACAAGACGGGGUAUCAGUGUGCCGGCUGUUACAAGUUAUUCUCGCGGCGUGACGCAAUAAAGAGGCACAAAAAUAGCAGCGCAACUCGUGGUGGCAAAGGGGAGGCAUGUGUUAACGCGGCAAUCAAAGAAGUCGAACUGGACAAGGAGAGUGGGGACGAUGCGCUGCGGGAAGGUCGACGGACACGGAUGUGGGCUGAUAUUGUGACGCAUUCCGUGGCAUCUACAACAAGUUACGGAACGUUUGGUGAUGAUUGGGGUCCGGAGGAGGGGGAAAUGGAUGUCGACGUCAUCGGCCAUGCACAAGAAGCUGUGCUUAGCCUCCACAAGACGUUGCAAUCACACGUGUCCAGCGCGCUGGGAACAGCCGUGGAUCACGAUAUCCCACCAAUGCAGAUUGAUCCGGCUGGAAGUCAAGCAACUUUGGCUAGCGUCAUCGCUAGGGCCCAGCUACAAAAUAUGCCGGCCCCUCAAAAUCAACAAGACAAUUCAGCGGUGAGCGCUGCCAAUCAUAUCACGGCCGAAUCGCAGCCUUUCCCUGUGGACGACGGAUGUGGCGUUCCGAAUGAUGAUUAUCCUGUUCCAAUCGCGGACAAUGCAACUGUUUCUGCACCGCCGUUAUCACUGUAUGGUCUUUCGGAGGAACAAGCGCGACUUUUGGAGCAGGCAAUCGCUAAUGCUGCGUCUGCAGCUCAAGCACAGGCAGAAGCGGAGGCUGCGUUGGAAGAACAGGAAGAGGACUAUGAGGAGGAUUGCGACGAGGACGAUGGUGAGGAGACAAUAUCAACUGUUGGAACCGAGGUCCCUUCAACGUUAGGACAAUAA